UGUCUUCAUAAAUAAUGCUUUUUUUUUUUAACUUUGGUUACACUUGUUUUACAUGAAUAUUAGUAACUGAGCAUUAAAGGACUCUGGGUGCCUACUAUAGGCCUAAAUCUAUUAUUUAAAAUUACUGUUUCACUUAACUUUUAAUUAAAAGAAAAUAUUAUUGUCUAGAAUUUUGUUAUAGUAGUAUUGGGAAUUUAUUAGGUGUUUUAACAGUAAGAAAAAAAUGAUGCUGCAUUUUCUUGCCAUUAUAUUCCUUUCUUCUUUGUUAUAAUCAAAGUAGGUUUAGAAUUUUGCAAAUUGAGGGAAAUUAGGAUACUGCUCAACAUUUUAUAAUAAUAUAAUCAUAUAGCAACUUUAAUUAUGAUUUUCAACAAGAUUAUGAUACACAUAAAAAGCAUUAAUUUAAGUUGAAAAAAUAUAUAUACUUGCCUAAUUCUAGGUAGCAAACGGAACUCAAAUUGUUGAUCAUUACAGCUUUUACUUGCUGUAAUGUUAAUUUGCAUCCCAGUCCCUGAGCUGCCUUUAAAGUUAUUAUGUACUGCAUACCUUAAAGAUUCUUCUUGAUGUUAUUGUUUUAUGAAAACUACACAUCUCUAAGUUAAGAGCUUAACUAGUAUAUCAGGUACCAGGAACUUCUUUAGCCCUUAGAUCUGUCACUAGGGUUAUAUAGUGUUUAUCAGAACAUGGGUAAACAUAAGGCAUCAUUAGCAAACUAGAAGAAUUAUGGGUUGAUGGUAAAAAUUUAAAAGAAGAAAAUAAGAGGAAGAAAUGGAACUCAGAAAAAGUGGUAUACAUGAAGAGUGGUAGAAUAUCAUCCAGUGCCUCACAGGUCACUUCCUACUUGUUGAAUAGGAACCUCAUUCUAGUCUGUCUUCUAAAUAGUUUCACAAAUAACUAUAGAAGUGUUUUUAAGGGUUGUUUUUUUUUCUUUGUUAAAUGUAACUCAGGAUGAAUGCAAAUUGUGAGAAAUUACAGAUCUUUCUAAAUUGUGCAUUUAAAUAUGUACCAGAGCAAGUGGUAAUGAUGGUGAAAUGUAAAUUACUAUUCAAUAUCAAAUUUUUCUACAUAUCUCCCUUUGUAUUUAAAGAUGACGCUUUUGAGUUAGAAAAGACAAUCUCAGAUUUCUUUUAUAUUUUGCAAUUCCGCCAUUAUUAACAGACUUCAUAACCUUCAAAUGUUCUGCCAGUUAAAUUUGAAAUUGCCCUGAAAUCUUUGCUUAAAAUGAAUCACCCCUCCUUUAUUCAGGAUUUUUGCCUGUUGCAAGUGAUUUUCCUUUGUCCUUAGCUAUUCUGUAUAAUGUUAUGUAAUGUUUUGUUGCAUCCUUAACACUUUUCUUCCACCUUCCCUACUUGUAGCCUGUGCUUUCUACAGUUUGGGGUUCCUUUGGAAUCCAUUCUCUGCAUCUGUUCAUAUGUAGAUUUAUUUGCCACGUUCCAGGACCUCGUUGCAAGUGGUUCUGUCCCCUGGUUUGAUGAUGUUCCCAGAGGCAGGUAAGUGGCAUAGCUGAGGCCAGAUGUGAGCAGAAAGUCAGUUCUUAUAGUCAUAUAUAGGACCACUGUGCUAAUAAUUUCUGAUAGAUUCUAGAGUUUGAUACCUCUAGGUGAAAAGGAGCUAGAAAUGUGGAGUUAAAUUCCCUGGAUUAGCAUCCAUUACAGGAAGGAAUGAGAAGAUGUUUGAGUUGAUUCUUUUCUAUUUUCUGUUCCUAGAAAUAGUAUGCAUUUUUAGUCAUUAAUAUUUUGGUCUUGAUUACUUUAAUAUUCCAGAAAUUUUUAUUCCUCUUAUAAAAUAAGCAGAUGGAAUGCCUCUGAUGACAUUCACUCAGAAAAUGCCUUGCUCUCCUUUCAGGGAAGUUGAAUUUUACAGAUUAAUUCUGGAUGUCUCCCCCACAGUUGAUUUUCUUCUGUACCGUUAAUGACCAUUUCUAUUCUCCUUUUCUGGGUAUUAUAUUUGUACUUAAGCUUACAUUGGUGAUUGUUGAGUUGUGUCUGAGGAGUGUUCAAUAUGCUGAAAAAGAACUUUCGUCUUAGGAGAACUGAUCUUGGGUCUAGAUUGACACCCCCCGAAAGAACUCCAGGCAUUCCUGUUCCUGUGGGCUAGUGCUUAUCCUUUCCAAUCAGAUAUUGACUUCUGAACUAAUCCCAAGGGUUUUUUCCUAAUGCUGACUAAGAGCAGAAAUGCUGCCUUGGUGAGAGGGGUCCAGGAAGCAGUAGACUUCAUCUUUCCUCAGCCUGCCUGGCCUUUGGUGAGUUUGGGAGUGUUGACAAGAGUUCUGAGCCUUCUUGGCAGAGAAGGAAGGUCAGAAAGAGAGCAGUCCACAGGCAGGGGGCCAGGUCCCUACUUGCCUCGUUAGGGAGAAUUCAGUGUUGUCUGUCUGGUUGGCAGGACACAUCUAAUCACAGAGACCCAGCAUUUCAGCAGUUUGCAAAAGUAAGUGAUAUGAAGGGACAGCUGCAAGACAGCCACAACAUAGAUCUGAGGAGAUCAAGCAUUUAUUUCACUUGGAAGAAAGAGAGAAGGAAGGAAGCUGAGGGCUUAGCAGGUCUCCAGGUAUUAGUGGACAGGCCAUGGCUCCACGGUCCCGGCGACGAAGGCACAAGAAACCCCUCUCAUCAGUGGCUCCUGUGGUUGUGACCCCACCCACAGUUGUAACCCCUGUGCCUCUGACCCUCUCAAAACCUGGCCCUAGCAUUGAUACACUUGGCUUCUUCUCCUUGGAGAAUAAUGUUCCUGGCCUAUCCCAGCUGAUCCUUCAAAAGCUGAACAUGAAAAGCUAUGAAGAAUACAAGUUGGUGCUAGAUGGGGGUACUCCUGUAUCAGGCUUUGGAUUUCGAUGCCCUCAAGAAAUGUUCCAGAAGAUGGAGGACACAUUCCGAUUCUGUGCUUACUGUAGAGCACUCCCUAGUGGCCUUUCAGACUCCAAGGUCCUCCGGCACUGCAAGAGGUGCAGAAAUGUCUAUUACUGUGGUCCAGAGUGCCAGAGGUCAGACUGGCCAGCACACAGGAGGGUUUGUCAAGAGCUGCGUCUUGUCGCCGUGGACCGUCUCAUGGAAUGGCUUCUGGUCACAGGUGAUUUUGUCCUACCCUCGGGACCUUGGUCAUGGCUGACUGAAGUUGUACAGGGCUGGGACAGCUGGUUUUCUAUGCGACGUUUACAGCUAGAUUCUACACUGGAUGCUGUGCUUAAUAGUCAGGCCAUGACCACCCUUUGGGCCAGUGCAGGACGGUCAAGGCCAGACCCACAUGUCCUGCAGGGCUCUUUGAAGCGGCUGCUGACAGAUGCCCUGUCACGGCCCUUGACGCUGGGCUUUGGGCUUCGGGCCUUGGGGAUAAACGUUAGGAAGGUCGGGGGAAGCACAGUGCAUGUGGUUGGUGCUUCCCAUGCAGAGACAUUCCUCACUCGGCCCGGGGACUAUGAUGAGCUUGGCUACAUGUUUCCUGGGCACCUUGGCCUCCGUGUAAUCAUGGUAGGUAUAGACAUAGCUGCUGGCUUUUCGCAGAGCACCUCGGCUUCACUUCUGGAACCUGGCACAGUUCAGCUUAGUGGCCAUAGGGGCCUCUAUCAUGACUUCUGGGAGGAGCAGGUGGAGACUGGACAGAUAGCCCAUCCAGAUUUGGUGGUGGCAUUCCAUCCUGGUUUCCAUGCUUCUUCGGACUUGACGGAGUCUUGGCUACCCACCCUCCUGCUACUUCGUGAUUAUGAGAUCCCUACAAUGAUUACUGUUUACAGCAAUCAGGAGUUGACAGCAUCUUUGCAGAUUCUGGUGGACCUGGAUAUGCACAUCACAGCCUAUGGAGCCAACCCUUUUGCGUCCCUCAAACCUGAACAGGUCUAUUCCAACCCCAACAAGCAGCCAGUAUACUGCAGUGCCUACUAUGUCAUGUUUCUUGGAAGUUCCUGCCAGCUGGAUAAGAGGCAAUUGGAAGAAAAAGUAGAUGGUGAGGUAUAAAUAGCUGACCUCAAUCCUGGCUGGAUGUCUAGAAAAUGACAAGUUGUGAUGAAAUUACCUGCUAAUGCCAGGUUAUUGCUAACUUUGAAACCCACUAUGUCCUAAACCUAAUUCUCUCAUCUGGGUAGAAACUAAGCUAAAUGGGAGAUCCUAUGUGAUGUGACUCAUUUCCAAGAGGUUAGCUAAAUGUAGCUUCUAGAGACAGGAUUCUAGAUUUAGUGUGUGGCAAAAAGCCCUCACAUAAAUCUUUAUAGAACUUAGAGUUCCUAACAGUUUUCCUUUAUGAGAAAGUUGUACCUUUUGACUUGAACCAGAUGGCACCAAGGAGAGGAAUGGAACCUUAUUCUUCUGAAAAAGACUUUUUUCUCAUCCAGUAAUUUGGGCUAAAAAGUGGAGAUACUAAUUACUCGAAGUGGUGGACAAAUAGGAUGGGCAAGUCAGAGAAGUGGUUAGGACGUGGGGGAGGUUGUGAAGAUUGGCACAGUCUUCUCUUUCCUGGCUUUUUCGAGAUAUGUGUCCCAUUUUUGUUUUCUCUUGGGGACUUCUAGCCCUAGGGAAACUUUUUGCUCUUGUGUUGUAUUUUAGAUAUCCCAGGGUGUAUCAGACUUUACUUGAAUAUAUAGGAACUUGUUAUCACCUGGUCUAUACCACAAUAAACUCAGUUUUGGGCUUA
Molecule: messenger RNA, 4620 nt
Organism: Vicugna pacos (alpaca)
Lineage: Eukaryota; Metazoa; Chordata; Mammalia; Artiodactyla; Camelidae
Gene: MSS51
Product: MSS51 mitochondrial translational activator
Source: RefSeq, a predicted model, not a curated record